CUGCUGCUCUGGGCUGGAUUUCCAGGAAGAACAGAGAAUUCCUGCUCCUCAGUUGGAUUUCCAUGAAGAACAGAGAAUUCCUGCUCCUCAGUUGGAUUUCCAGGAAGAACAGAGAAUUCCUGCUGCUCUGGGUUCCUCAGACCCCGCUGUCCCCUGUCUGUCCCCUCGUUGUCCCCUCGUUGUCCCCUCGUUGUCCCCUCACUCUUCAGGACGUUCAUUCCAGGUGUGAGGGUGGGAAUUUUUGGGAUUUUUCCCUGUCCCGGCGAUUCCCCUCCAGACUCGUUGUGUCUGAGCCAAGGAAAGGCCCUGACUGGGGCUGGUGGAAAUGUCCCCAAGCUGUGACAGCACCUUGUCCCACUCUGUGGCUUUCAGGGUGUCAGAGGAGCAUCCCAGUGCUGGAAUUCCUUGGGAAUUCCGUGGGAUUUGCAGGGCAGGAUGGGAACUGCUACUCCAGGAAGGGCCGGAGCAGAGCUGGGCUGACUUUGAGGGGUAAAACCGAAUUUUCCAUUGAGCUGGGCGGGGUUUGGGAGGGGUGACAUCGAUGGGGUGGUGACAGCUCUGCUGUGAUGGCCGGGAAGGGACUUUGGGGACCUGGGAGUGCCUGGCUGGGGCAGGGAUUGGUGGUUUUGGGGGCUGGUGGUUUUUGGAGCUGUGAGAAGCAGGACUUUGAUGGUUUGAUGAGCUGGAGGUUGACGGCUUUAAGAGAGAAGCGUUGGACGCCGUGAUUGAGUUUAAAAAAGAAGAUUUUUGGGGAGGAAAAGUCGGUUCCAGGUCUGCCCGCGGCUCCGGGCAGGGAUUUUGGGAGCAGCGCUGGAUUUCCCAUCCCCAUCCCUGAGCCCGCGGAGUUCGCUGGAGAUGCGGGAAGCCCUGAAAGGGUUAAAGGGGUGCGGGGGGAGCCUGGAGCGAUCCCACCCUCCGCCCAAUCGCGGGAAUCCCGCGGUGCUAAUUGAGCAGCGAGCCCAUCAAAGGCUCCAAUCCCACCAGCAGCACCCCCGGGGCGCAGCCCGGGCUCUUCCCUUUGUCUGGGCCGGCGGAGCGGGGAUGUGGCUCCUCCGCAGCCUCGCCUGGGCUCUGCUCAGCCCCGUCCUGGCCGCCGGGCUGAGCCGGCAGGAGAGUUCCCUGCUGCAGUCGCUGGGGCUGAGCGCCAAGCCCAGCCCCAAAAACCCCGCGCCCGUGCCGCCCGUGCUGCGGAGGAUGUUCCAGCGGAGGGAGGCGCUGCCCCGGCCCCACAAGGACCGGGAUCCCUGCAGGGUGGAGGAGCUCAGCGUCCCCGGGGACAUCGUGCGCGUCUUCGCCGACCAAGGCCGUUUCCUGCCCGAGGGGCAGCCCCAGGGGCAGCUGUGUCUGCGGAGACUCCUCUUCUUCAACCUCUCCGUGCUGGAGGAGGGCGAGCGCUUGACCAUGGCCCGGCUGGAGCUCCAGUUCCAGCACAACUCGUACCCCGCCCCGAGCCCGGGGCAGGUUCUGGAGCUCCGGCUGUACCGGGUGUCCCCCCGGGGGCUCCCCCAGCCCCGGCCGGGCCGGAGGCCGCUGCUGGAGCGGUCAUUUGUCCGGCUGCACAAAUCGCUGCCGCUCGACCUGAGCGCGGCGCUGAAGACGCCGGGCAGGAAUUUGGCUUUGCUGCUGGAGAUCUCGGCGAGCGGCCGGACCGGGAGCCUGCGGAGCCUCUGCGCCAGCAGCGACUCCUUCGUGGCCACCUCGCUGCUGGUGGUGACCCUGGGCCGGCAGUGCCGCGCUGGCCGCAGCAGGAGGAGCGCGCCGAGCCCCUCGGUGACCCCCAGCCCUCUGUGCAAACCCCGCCGGCUUUACAUCAGCUUCAGCGACGUGGGCUGGGAGAACUGGAUCAUCGCCCCCCAGGGCUACCUGGCCAACUACUGCGGCGGGGAAUGUCCCUUCCCGCUGGCGGCCGAGCUCAACAGCACCAACCACGCGGUGCUGCAGACCAUGGUGCACUCGCUGGACCCGCGGGGCACCCCGCAGCCCUGCUGCGUGCCCGUGCGCCUCUCGCCCAUCUCCAUCCUCUACUACGACAACAGCGACAACGUGGUGCUGCGGCACUACGAGGACAUGGUGGUGGACGAGUGUGGCUGCAGGUAGCGGGUUUGGGCUGGGGAAAACCCCGCCGGGAGGAAUCCCCGCUGUGCUCAGCGCCGGGGUGAGGCUGGAGCUGGUUUAGGGUUAGUUAGGAUGGGGUUGAUGGGGUCAUGACCGAGCCUGGUGUUGGUUUUCUUCUCUGCAGGGUUUGGUGGCGCCGGGCUGUGAAUCCCAGAUUUCCCCUUUUGCUCGUGCCAGGGCUGCAGCUUUUUGGGGUUUUGGCUGAGCUCUGCAGGUUUCUCAGGGCAUAAAUGAUUUUUUUUCUGGGUGAAACGGGGCCGGGGGUUCCCUGGGGGCUGAUCCAGCUGCAGGGAUUGGGAUGGGGUGACCAAAUCCCUUCCCAAGAGGGGCAGAGCCAGGCGGGAGCUGCUCUUGUGCUGAUUUUAGGGUGAUGGGAUGGUUUGGGGACAGGGCUUGUGUUGGGUGGCCAAAUGCACGGGAGGUUUUGCCUAGAAAAAGAUUUCUGCCUGAAGAAUGGAGAUUUUAACCUAAAAAAAUCGCUUGGGAGCCGCGUGCCAAGGGCAGGGAAUCGGGGGGGGGGGGG
Molecule: messenger RNA, 2638 nt
Organism: Ficedula albicollis (Collared flycatcher)
Lineage: Eukaryota; Metazoa; Chordata; Aves; Passeriformes; Muscicapidae
Product: derriere protein-like
Exons: 2
Coding region: 856-2097 (413 amino acids)
Biological process (GO): BMP signaling pathway; SMAD protein signal transduction
Cellular component (GO): extracellular region
Molecular function (GO): cytokine activity; growth factor activity
Source: RefSeq, a predicted model, not a curated record